Molecule: messenger RNA, 1631 nt
Organism: Daphnia magna
Lineage: Eukaryota; Metazoa; Arthropoda; Branchiopoda; Diplostraca; Daphniidae
Product: dynein axonemal light chain 1
Exons: 4
Coding region: 692-1540 (282 amino acids)
Cellular component (GO): cytoplasm
Molecular function (GO): protein kinase binding
Source: RefSeq, a predicted model, not a curated record
CGGUAUAAUCAAAAUUGAACGGGGAUUUCGAAUAAGUUAUUGAUUUUCUCGUAAAACCAGCCGUUUUAAAAAUAAACGAAAGCAAAAUACUGCUAGCGCAACAACUUUACUUUGUUUUUUACGUUUAAUUCAAAAACUGUAAAAACGAAAUCUUUCGUGGCAAUAGAUUCAACCUGAAUGAAACAACGACUCUCAGUGACAACCGGUGCCAUCUUGAAAUGUUCAACAUGGCUACUUCUCUGAAAAUUAAAAACAUUAAAAAGGAAACAAUAAUACGAAUACAAUCGAUUUGUUAAAAUAAGCAACAUACUGCAAGAUUGUCCAACUAAAACUUCCUGAAUCAUAAAUUUGAUUUCAUGUUCAGGAAAGAAAAUAUUCUUGAUGGUUUACUACUUCUCAAUCGACCAAACUGGUUGCCGUUGCCUUAGAGCUGUUGCUGGGCAGCGAUGAGUUUAUUUGUUAUUUCGUUACCAACUAUCCCCCAACGAGCUUAUUGAUGGGGUGCUGACCAACUGCUUGUAUAAUUUUUUAAGCUUGCAAAGGCAAAAUCCCUUACGCAAACGUGUAACGCCUACAUCGUGCAAUCUUUCUGUAAACAUUUACCUUUUCAAGUUCUUCGGUUGAUACAAUAGUUCCAAGACACGCAGAGCCGGCGGGGUAAAAACCGCCGGGUUUUUAAAAAUACCUCACUAUGUGGAACGCCAUGUCGAUGAAAGAAGCAGUGAAACAAUGGGAGGCCCAUACCCAGCAAAAGAUCUCCACAGCUGUCGAAAUUAAACUGAUAGGUAUCUGUCCCUCACUCGACAAGAUGGAUACCGUGAUGCUAUCGUUCAUUGCCUGCGAGAAAUUAUCGUUGUCAUCCAACAAUAUCGAAAGGAUCGCUAAUCUGGGCAGCAUGAAACAUCUGAAGAUCUUGUCUUUGGGUCGAAACAGCAUCAAAUCUAUCUCCGGCAUAGAAGCUGUCAGCGAAACACUGGAAGAACUGUGGAUCAGUUACAACCAAAUUGAGAAGCUCAAAGGCAUCGGAAUGAUGAAGAAGCUUCGAGUCUUGACCAUGUCCAACAAUUUGGUCCGCGAAUGGGUCGAAUUCAUGAGGCUGGCCGAGGUGCCUAAUCUUAAAGAGCUAGUUUUCGUUGGCAAUCCACUAGAGGAGCGAUGCACCAGUGAAGGUGUUUGGCGUUCAGAGGUGGUGAGACGACUGCCUAAUUUAGCCAAACUUGACGGCCAACAAUGUAUGGAAACGGAGGUGAACUUAUCGGAUGCUAAGACUGAAUUGCGACCUAAAUCUGCCGAAAGCGAAGACAAUGAAGACGGGAGCAGGUUCAAGAACUCAGGUGACGAAGACGAACAAGAAAACGAAGAAGAGGAAGAAGAAGAAGAACGAGAAGAGGAAGAAGAAGAGGAAGAAGAGGAAACGGAAGAACAAAAUGAAAAUGAAAAGAACUGCAUUGAAUCCCAAAUGGAAUUGAGCGUGACUAGUAACCCAGUCACGAACUCCCUUGAACCAGUAACCGAGGAAAUCGGCCUCAAAGAAGAGUAAGUAACAUUUUCAUUUUUUUAUUUGUAUGGAUGUCUUUGGCUUAAUUCUUUUUGAGCGAAGAAGAAUAAAAAGAAAGCGAUUUGGAAUUAAA